AUGGAAAGACAAGAGAGGCUAGAGAAAGAGAAACUAGCAUAUCAGUAUGAAAUAGAAAUGAAGAAGCUAGCGAUACAGACGAAAUUUGGAGUAGGCUCGGGUAGUGAAAAGCAUAGUGAAAAUUUUGUGGUUACAAAGCAUAUUAGGUUAGUGCCUCCAUUCCAAGAAAAAGAUUUCAAUAAGUACUUUUUGCAUUUCGAGAAAAUAGCUAGUAAUCUUAAGUGGCCCAAAGAGUACUGGGUAAUGUUAUUACAAAGUGUAUUGGUUGGUAAAGCAAGGGAAAUAUAUACACAGUUAAGUGUAGAGCAAGCUGCAAGUUACGACAUUGUUAAGGAUCUUAUUUUAAAGGAUUACAAGUUAGUUCCUGAGGCAUAUCGUCAAAAGUUUAGAAACUCUGAGAAAGUCAGUUGUGAAACUUACGUAGAAUUUGCUAGGAGUAAGGAACAGUUAGUUGAUCGUUGGUGUCAUUCACGGAAGAUAGGCAAGAGUCGCGAUAAGUUAAGACAGUUAAUAUUAGUUGAAGAAUUUAAGAGGUGCAUUCACAGUGAUGUCCGAACCUUCAUCAACGAGCAAAGAGCGUUGGAAGAUGCAGCACGGUUAGCUGAUGAAUUCUCAUUGAGUCACAAAGUGAACUUCAUGGGAAAGCCCUGUCAGCCUCACAGUGAAAUUCAGUCUCUAUCUGCAUCACGAUGGCUUGGAAACCAGAGGAGUAAACAGAACGACGGAGCACAUCCCAAACAGAACCCUAGUAACAACUCUACAAACCGUUCCAGCUCUACCCCGUCAAGAUUAAACCGGUUUGUUCCAAAUAAGCCCGUCAAGCCACCAACCUAUUAUUAUUGCAGGAAAGAAUGUCACCUGAUUUCCAGUUGCCCAGAAAAUUGGAGAGCCGCGCAAAAACAUGGUGUGGAGCCGAAGCCUAAUGGAUUUGUUGCUAAGCCGUCGCCUUUAGUUUCUGAAAGUGAAUGUGUACGUCCGCAAUUUCUUCAAGAGAAGACCCAGACAAUCUCUACAAAUGAUGUCAGUGGAGUUCUAAUCAGAGGAAUCAGUUCCGAGUUUACCCCAGUUCCGCUCCAUACAGUUUUCCUAUCGUCGGAUCUUGUGACUGGUCCUGUGAAAGUUGGAAUACAACGGACACUGCCAUUUGAUGGAGUACACCUUAUCCUCGGAAAUGACCUCGCAGGAGACAAAGUGAUCGUUAAUGCUAUCGUUACAAAGAAGCCUAGUUCAGAAACGUCUCCAGAUCCAGCUGAGAAGAUAAUUCCUGGUCUUUACCCUGCAUGUGUGGUAAUGCGAGCCAUGAGCAAGAAGACGAAAACCAGUGAUGAAGAAAUUGCCCUAGCAGACACCCUUAUCAGUCGAGUUGUUGAGGAUGAACAAUCAAAUCCCUCCGUUUCUGAGCCAACAGAAGUCCUACUGAGAAGAGCCUAG
Molecule: messenger RNA, 1431 nt
Organism: Pocillopora damicornis (cauliflower coral)
Lineage: Eukaryota; Metazoa; Cnidaria; Anthozoa; Scleractinia; Pocilloporidae
Biological process (GO): DNA integration
Molecular function (GO): nucleic acid binding; zinc ion binding
Source: RefSeq, a predicted model, not a curated record